Messenger RNA from Acanthochromis polyacanthus (spiny chromis), 1305 nucleotides. RefSeq names its product basic proline-rich protein-like. The record is from RefSeq and is a predicted model, not a curated record. Lineage: Eukaryota; Metazoa; Chordata; Actinopteri; Pomacentridae. The transcript has 4 exons. Bases 259 to 1269 code for a protein of 336 amino acids.
AGCAGUGGAGCAGAGCCGGAGGAUGGAGCUCUGAGUCCAACGCUAAACUCUGAACUUCCAGCGGAAACUAUCUGUAUUAGACAAGCUGGAUUUUCAUUUAUUAUAAUUUAUUCUCAUCUCUUAUCAUUUGCUAUCACUUACUGGAUCUCGGUGGAUUUUUCCACCAAACGGAGACGAAGCUUAGAGUGAACCGAUGAACGACUGCGUUCGGAGCCUUUAGCCGGUUAGCUGCUGCUGCCUACCGGGGCCGCUGAGAACAUGGGCCGGGGAGACGGACCGAAGCGGGGCAGACCCCCCAUGGGACCCCCGGCUGACGACAGACCUCCAUUCGACAUGGGGCCACCUGGCUGGGGGCCUCCGCCGCACGGGGGUUGGGGCCCUCCGCCGCCUGGAGGCUGGGGUCCUCCCCCGCCGGACGGAUGGCCUCUUCCCCCAGAUGAGUGGGGCCCUCCGCCGCCUGGAGGAUGGGGGCCGAGGGGGCCUCCGCCUCCGGACUGGGACCUCAGAGGACCUCCGCCGCCGGGCUGGGGGCCUCACCCCGACGACUGGCUGCCUCCUCCGGAGGACUGGGGCCGUCACCCCGACCCCUGGAGGCGUCCACACCCCGACGAAUGGAGGCUUCACCCGGACGACCUGAGACAUCUCCGGGAGGAGGAGUGGCGGCGGCUCCGCCCCGAGGACUGGGGCCCCGACAGGCCGCUCCCUCCGCCGGGUUGGGGACCUCUGGACUGGGGUCCGGAAGGUCCUCCUGAACCGUGGGGACCCGAGCCCGGACCUCCCGUCCCGCCUCCAGUGCCUCCUCCGGGGCUGGCGCCGCCUGUCGGGAUUCCUCCUCCGGACCCCACAGCCUUCGGCCCGGGGCCGCUCCCUCCGAUCCCCCCGCCGUCCUGCGUCCCUCCCUUCGGGUUCCCGGCCUUCCCUCCGCCCGGCUGGACAGCGGAGAUGGUGGUGGAAGAACCGAUGCCGAACCCGCCUCCUGAUCAGCCCGAGUGGAUCAAAGCUCUGAUUUCGGCUCCGGCUGCUGAUUCGACUCCAGCUGAGACUAAAAAGCCUCCAGAGGAACCGGUUGUCCCCAAACCACCUGCCUCUGAGCCGGAACCAGAACCCAAACCCAAACCCAAACCCAGACCUGAGUCCAGGAGGAGCAAAGGUCUGGGGCUGCUGGGGAAACGGAUGUUCGAGAAACCUCCUCCUGGAAGAUCUACAGGAAUCAUCUCCUUCAUCGGGGUCAGUUUGAGACACUCCUUCUUCCUCAUGAACGUUUUGUGAAACAUUUUAAAUCUGGUUCUUAUGUUUUUUUGUGUC